CAGCAAGAGGCUUCCUUCUGGCCUUCUUCCUGCUCCCUCCCACCUGCUCCUCUCACAUGACUAGGUCCUAACAAAAUCUAGGGGAAAGAUUUGCUCUUGGGUACUCUCUCACCAGGCUUAUUUACGGCAACUUGCAGCCACAGGGCAAAGUCCAGGUGGGAAGACCUUUCUAUCCCCACCUUGUCCUCCCAAACCCUCUGGCACUCAGAACAGCACAUCCAGAGCUCAACCUGGAAGAGAUCAGCCAUGGUGCUCUGGGGUCCGGUGCUGGGAGCCCUGCUGGUGGCCAUUGUGGGAUAUCUGUGCCUUCAGGGGCUGCUCCGGCAACGAAGACCCAAGGAGCCCCCUCUGGAUAAGGGCCCCGUGCCCUGGCUGGGCCAUGCCAUGGCUUUCCGGAAGAAUAUGUUCGAAUUUCUGAGGCAUAUGCAGGCCAAACAUGGGGACAUAUUCACAGUACAGCUGGGGGGGCAGUACUUCACCUUUGUCAUGGACCCUCUCUCUUUUGGCCCCAUCCUCAAGGAUGCGCAGAGGAAGCUAGACUUUGUGGAGUAUGCGCAAAAACUGGUGCUAAAGGUAUUUGGGUACCGCUCCGUGGAGGGAGACUACAGGAUGAUACACUCAGCCAGCACCAAGCACCUCAUGGGGGAAGGCUUGGAGGAGCUCAACAAAGUCAUGUUAGACACCCUGUCCUUGGUUAUGCUGGGGCCCACAGGCCCCAGUCUGGACACCCGCUGCUGGCGUGAGGAUGGCCUCUUUCACUUCUGCUACAACAUCUUGUUCAAGGCUGGCUACCUGAGCUUGUUCGGCUACACAAAGGACAAGGACCGGGACCUGCUGCAGGCAGAGGAGCUGUUCCUGGAGUUUCGCAAGUACGACCGCCUGUUCCCCAGGUUUGUUUACUCCCUGCUGGGGCCCCGGGAGUGGCUGGAGGUGGGUCGGCUCCAGCGUCUCUUCCAUAAGGCACUCUCGGUGGAACAAAACCUGGAGAAGUACGGCGUAAGCAACUGGAUCACCUACAUGCUUCAGUUUCUGAGGGAGCAGGGUGUCUCUCCGGCCAUGCAGGACAAGUUCAACUUCAUGAUGCUCUGGGCCUCCCAGGGUAACACAGGGCCUACCUCUUUCUGGGCCCUCUUGUUCCUCCUGAAGCACCCAGAGGCCAUGCGGGCUGUGAGGGAGGAGGCCACCCGGCUCCUGGGAGAGGUCAGGCUGGAGGCUAAGCAGUCCUUCAAGUUUGGGGCCCUGCAUCGCAUGCCGGUGCUGGACAGCGUGAUGGAAGAAACACUGCGGCUGAGGGCCUCGCCCACCCUCCUCAGGGUGGUGAACGACGACCAGGUCCUGCAGAUGGCCAGCGGGCAGGAGUGCCUGCUCCGCAGUGGAGACAUCCUGGCCCUCUUCCCUUACCUCUCAGUGCACAUGGACCCCGACAUCCACCCCGAGCCCACCGCCUUCAGGUACGAUCGCUUCCUCACCCCCAGCGGCAGCCGAAAAGUAGACUUCUACAAGGCAGGCAAGAAGAUCCGCCACUACACCAUGCCGUGGGGCUCGGGCGUCUCCAUCUGCCCUGGGAGGUUCUUGGCCCUCAACGAGAUGAAGCUCUUUAUCUUGCUCAUGGUCAUGAACUUUGACUUGGAGUUGGUGGACCCUGACACACCUGUGCCACCCGUGGACCCCCAGCGCUGGGGCUUUGGCACCACACAGCCCAGCCACGAGGUGCGAUUCCGCUACCGCCUUCGGCCUUCAGAGUGAGCUCUGUCCAGGUGGCCUCGAGUGUGGCUGCGGGGGCUCCCGUGGGUCUCUGCCUCCUCUCACCCACCCCUCUAAAGCCCCAGACCACCCCCCUCCUCUGUCCUGCUUGUCCUCCCUGCUCUUUGGCAUCCUUCUGGUCACCUCACAGGCUGAUACUUCUCUCUUGAAACACUGUCUCUCAUGGCGGAUGCGGCGUAAUUCACCUCUCACAGGAAGUCCAGGGAAGGGGAAACAUCUGUGGGCAACUCAGUGUGGGGGAUAAUACAUGCCAUGACAAAUCUCAUGCAGUACAGACACCGGUUAUGGUGAGUCAUGUAGCAUCUUGCAAACAUUGGUCUCCACCCUCCCGCUCCACUUUGCUUGUUUUCCUCAACACUUACACUGUGGGAUUCAGGGUCUAGAACAGUGUCAUCCGAUAGCCAUAUGAGGUAAGCCACACGUGUAAUUUUUCAUCUCCUAGCUGACAUGUUUUUAAAAGUAAAAAGAAACUGGUGAAAUUCAUUUUUCUACUGUAUUUUGCUUGUCCUGAUGUAUCUAAAAUAUUAGCUUUUCAAUGGGGAGUCAUAUAAAAGUAUUAAUGAAAUAUUUUUACAUUUCUUUUUCCCUCCAAAAUCUGGUCUGUACUUUUCAACCCUUCAAACUGAGUGCUCAACAGCCGCGUGCUUCUGUAUUGGACAGAGCAGCUCUAGAGAAGGGUGGCCUUUCAUGGAGGAGAUAUGCAAGGUCCCUCUUGCCUGCCCUCCUCUCCCCUCUGCACCCCCACCUUGGGGUGAUUUCAACUCCUCACUUGGUUUCCGCAACCAUCACUAAGCUCAGAGCUCUCUCUCCUACCUCCAGACCCCCAAUCUCCCCACAGCGGUCUAAGAGCACCUCUGCUACAGUUCAGCCCACACGCAGAACUCAGCACCUGUUCCCCCCGACCUCUGCCCUGAACCAUGCCCAUCUCCUGGUUUCCCUGCCUCUCUGCUCAGGACACCAUCAUCCACCCAUCCACUUAGGCAGAUACAGAGGACACACCCUCAGCCCCUCCCUUUCUCUCCCCCACAGGGAGAGAGUUCUGUCAUCUGACCCCUGUGGUGCCACCGAACCAUGUCCCCACUUCCCCACCCCAGCUACCCUUCUUAGAGCUCAAACUCAGCAUCCCUCUCCACGUGGGGCCUCUGGACUCUCUGUUUACCCUACUUCCAGAGACUUUUUUUCCAAAAGCACCUCUGAGCAUCCCCUUUAUACUUUUCUGGCUCCUCAUCACCUCCCCGCAGUUGAUAUUUAAGUUUUGCCACAUGAGGUCCUCGAAUUUUCAAUCCAGUGCAAUUCAACUUUGACAACUUUCUCCAGUGGAACUGUCUGUAAAGUACAGUGCUUGUUUUCACUCUUAGCCCUGGGGCCGGCUAUUCCUGGAAACCUCUUGAACCUCACCCAUUCCAUCCUCUGGCUAGAGAUGGCCUCCACCCCACCUCCUCCCUGGAGCACCCCUGCCCCUGUGUUUAUCACAGCCCAUCUGUCACGUCGUCGUUUUCUGGGUCCUGUUUUCUGCCUCCUGCACCUGCUUCAGAUGCAGCCCACAGCAUUUGGUAUCUUAUUCCCUUCAUCUCUGACCUUAAUUCCCUAAAUGUAGAUUAAAUUACAGAAACCUGA
Molecule: messenger RNA, 3381 nt
Organism: Cervus elaphus (red deer)
Lineage: Eukaryota; Metazoa; Chordata; Mammalia; Artiodactyla; Cervidae
Product: 5-beta-cholestane-3-alpha,7-alpha-diol 12-alpha-hydroxylase
Exons: 1
Coding region: 247-1746 (499 amino acids)
Molecular function (GO): heme binding; sterol 12-alpha-hydroxylase activity; iron ion binding
Source: RefSeq, a predicted model, not a curated record